Molecule: messenger RNA, 393 nt
Organism: Drosophila bipectinata
Lineage: Eukaryota; Metazoa; Arthropoda; Insecta; Diptera; Drosophilidae
Biological process (GO): mitochondrial respiratory chain complex IV assembly
Cellular component (GO): mitochondrial intermembrane space
Source: RefSeq, a predicted model, not a curated record
UUUAACGAUCUCCUCUGUUUACUCAACUAUUAUUUCGUAAUUUAAAAGCCGUAUUUUAUCAAUGAUUUAAGAUAAGACGAGCAUAGACCCAUCCGCCAAAUGACUUCACAGAUCUACAACCAGAAGAAGUUCGUGCCCACGCCGCCCGAGAAGGGUUCCUUCCCCUUGGAUCACGAAGGUCUCUGCAAGAAGCAGUUCCUGCUCUACGCCAGUUGUUUGCGAAGGAACGCCCAGGAUACGAGCCAGUGCCGCGAGGACGCCCAGAACUACCUCGCCUGUCGCAUGGACAACAAUCUUAUGGAAAAAACCGAGUGGUCAAAGUUGGGUUUUCACAGCGACAGCAAGCCGGUAACGGAAGAGAAACAAGACAGUAGUAAUAGUUCACACAAAUAA